GGGCAGAAAUCGAGACCAGGACGUGCCAAAGGUGCUUCCGCCAUAGCCAGGAAUUCGUCUCACUGAGAGGCACUUGCAGUUUGGAGCUGCAUGUGGCUACAUGCCUGCGAAGUGUGUAUCGUUGUUACCUUUGGUAACAUUGAGGGCUCAGGGCUCACGGCUCAGCUGGAGCUUGUAACGGCGUUUUGCGUGUGGAUGCUGAGGGGAGGGCGGGUGUGAGGGCGUGAACGCGGUCGGAAAGAGUGACCAAAUCCAUGGGGUAGGUCCUGCACAUGGACGUGAACUUUGAGAUUUGCUGCGGUCGCUGGUGAUAGUCGCCAUGUGAGCUUGGAGGGCGUAGCUGUAGAUGUUAGCCGUGCGAUCGUGAGAGUAAGUGUUCGUCGACAAUCGUUGGGAGGGUUUCCCGGGUUAAUGAAGCAACUUCUGUUGCGCUGAGUAGCGAUGAUGAUGACAUUACAGAAUCACAUGAGGCAACAGCCAGGCGUCGCGCUGAUGACUCUUCAAAGCGCCAUGAGGCCGCAGCAUGGGCAAUCGAUGUUUCUUCUAGAUUCUGUGAAAUUGGAGUCUGUUGAGCAAUUUGGUCAUUCCUUAUCCCGAGUGGAGGAUUUCCCUUCUACUUCAUCCACUGGCGUUUACGAGGGUGUUGACGUGGACGAAGAGAUGUUUUUGGCGAGAGCUCACCAGGAAUACAAAGCUGGUAACUAUAAGUAUGCUCUACAAAAUUGCUUGAUGGUAUAUAAUAAGAGCCCUCAACGCACUGAUGCCUUAUUGCUUCUGGGAGCUAUUUACUAUCAGCUACAUGACUUUGAUAUGUGCCUUGUCAAGAAUGAAGAAGCCAUCCGGAUUGAGCCUAAAUUUGCAGAGUGUUACGGCAACAUGGCGAAUGCUUUGAAGGAGAAAGGAGACAUUGACCUUGCAAUUCUGUACUAUUCCGCGGCAAUUGAGUUGAAGCCCAAUUUUUGUGAUGCAUGGUCGAACUUAGCAAGUGCUUUUAUGAGGAAAGGAAGGCUACAAGAAGCAGCUGAGUGCUGUCAGCAUGCGCUCAUACUAAACCCGCGGCUGGUUGACGCUCAUAGCAACUUGGGAAACCUUCUCAAGGCCCAGGGUUUAACACAUCAUGCAUAUCUUUGCUAUGUGGAGGCCAUUCGAUUGCAACCUACAUUUGCUAUUGCAUGGUCGAAUCUUGCGGGUUUGCUAAUGGAGGCAGGAGAAUUACAGAAAGCUUUGACAUAUUACAAGGAGGCCAUUCGCUUAAAGCCUAGUUUUGUUGAUGCGCACCUCAAUCUAGGGAAUGUAUUGAAGGCCAUGAACAGGCAUCAGGAGGCAAUUGCAUGUUACAAUCGUUCCAUCCAGCUGCGACCAGACUAUGCCAUUGCAUACGGGAAUCUUGCAAGCGUGUACUACGAACAAGGGCUUCUUGAUCAUGCUAUUGUCCACUACAAGCAAGCUCUUCUUUUCGAUUCCUCCUUCAUAGAGGCUUAUAAUAAUCUGGGUAAUGCGUUGAAGGAUGCAGGACAGGUAGAUGGCGCUAUUUCCUGUUAUGAGAAAUGCCUCCAACUUCAGGAUAGUCAUCCGCAAGCGCUUACAAACCUUGGCAAUAUUUACAUGGAGUGUAACAUGGUAAGUACCGCAGCAACAUUCUACAAGGCAACGCUGAACGUUACAACUGGUCUCUCUGCUCCAUACAGCAAUCUGGCUACUAUCUACAAGCAACAGGGUAAUUAUGCAGAUGCUAUUGCUUGUUACAAUGAGGUCAUGAGGGUAGAUCCCAUGGCUGCAGAUGGAUUGGUGAACCGAGGAAAUACGCUUAAAGAGAUUGGCCGGGUUAGUGAAGCUAUCCAGGAUUACAUCCGCGCUGUAGCUAUACGGCCUACGAUGGCGGAGGCACAUGCAAAUCUUGCUUCAGCGUAUAAGGACAGUGGACAUGUGGAGGCAGCUAUUAAAAGCUAUAAGCAGGCUCUUUUCCUCCGUCCUGAUUUUCCAGAGGUCACUUGCAACUUGCUUCAUACCCUUCAGUGUGUGUGUGAUUGGGAUGACCGGGACAAGAAGUUCACUGAAGUUGAGGCUGUUAUACGACGACAGAUUAAGAUGCGGCUUUUGCCAAGUGUUCAGCCCUUCCAUGCUAUCGCGUAUCCAAUUGAUCCAAUACUUGCCUUGGAGAUAAGUCGAAAAUAUGCAGAACAUUGCUCGUUGAUUGCAACGAGAUACGGGGUGCAAUCAUUUACUCCCCCAAUCGCCAUCCCGGUGAAAAAUGAAGGUGGCAGCGGUCGCCUCCGGGUUGGGUAUGUAAGUAGUGACUUUGGGAACCAUCCUCUGUCGCAUCUCAUGGGGUCUAUCUUCGGGAUGCACAAUCGUAAUCAUGUGGAGGUGUUCUGCUACGCACUGAGCCCAAGUGACGGAAGCGAGUGGAGACAGAGGAUUUCUGCAGAAGCUGAGCAUUUUAUAGAUGUUUCUGCAAUGGCGUCAGAUGCAAUUGCUGAAUUGAUAAACAAUAAUAAGAUCCAAAUCCUUGUUAACCUCAAUGGUUACACUAAGGGCGCCAGAAAUGAGAUUUUUGCAAUGAGACCAGCUCCCAUUCAGGUGUCAUACAUGGGGUUUCCUGGUACUACUGGCGCAGAUUACAUCGACUAUCUAGUAACUGAUGAACUCGUUUCUCCGCAUGAAUAUGCGCACAUUUACUCAGAGAAAAUCGUCCACUUACCACAUUGUUACUUUGUCAAUGAUUAUAAGCAGCGCAAUCGCGACGUACUGGAUCCUUCCAUCAGCAUGAAACGUUCGGACUAUAGCCUACCUGAAGACAAGUUUCUAUUUGCUUGUUUUAACCAGCUGUACAAGAUGGAUCCUGAAAUUUUUUCCACAUGGUGCCGAAUUUUGAAACGUGUUCCCAACAGUGCGUUGUGGCUUCUGCGUUUUCCAGCUGCUGGAGAAACCCGCCUGAAAGCCUUUGCGAUUGCCCAAGGUGUCAGGCCUGAGCAAUUUAUUUUUACAGAUGUGGCUGCCAAGAAUGAGCACAUUAGACGAAGUGCCCUUGCCGAUCUUUUUCUGGACUCACCUCUUUGCAAUGCACAUACAACUGGAACAGAUGUGCUGUGGGCUGGACUGCCUAUGGUGACUCUUCCACUUGAAAAGAUGGCUACACGAGUCGCUAUGUCACUAUGCUAUGCAGCUGGUUUUGGUGAAGAGAUGGUUGUCAGCAGUAUGCAAGAAUAUGAGGAGAGAGCGGUGAUGUUAGCGACAAAUCCUGCCAUUUUGAAGGCCUUAACUGCAAACCUUCGUGCAUCCCGGCUUUCGUCUCCCUUGUUUGAUACCAUCCGCUGGGUACGCAACUUUGAGAGGUCGUUUUUUAAGAUGUGGAACUUGAACUGCAGUGGCGCUCAUCCUCGAGCAUUUAAAGUGGUCGAGGAUGAUUUGCAAUUUCCACAUAACCAAUAGCAUCGAGCAGCGUGGGAGAUUCGUAUCAGAUAUUGAUCAUAUAGUAUAGUCUAUUAUUUUUUCUGUCUGAGUUAGGUCAACAUCGCUUAUAUCGUAAACAUUUUGAAAUCAAUCUCUUGGAACCCUUUCUGUACUCUGGAAUUCAGGUUUCCAAAGCUUUCAAGCUCUGGUUGUGGCUUCUGAGUUGCAGUUCGGAAAGCGUUAGUUUAGAUUGAAGGGUUGUGAAUCUAACAGAAUUUAUAUAUUUGAUAGGAACCUAAAGUUGUACAUACAACUGAGGAAUUAUGCAGCUCAUGACUAGCAUCUGUUAAAUGUGCGAGUUUGAAUCGGUGCAUGCCUGUACUCCACAUAAAUCACAAGCCGAAGCCAUUGCCUCAAUGAAAACAGUCCCACAA
Messenger RNA from Physcomitrium patens, 3827 nucleotides. RefSeq lists its product as uncharacterized. Gene Ontology annotation, molecular function: protein binding; glycosyltransferase activity. Gene Ontology annotation, biological process: protein O-linked glycosylation. NCBI's taxonomy places the organism in Eukaryota, Viridiplantae, Streptophyta, Bryopsida, Funariales, Funariaceae. The record is from RefSeq and is a predicted model, not a curated record.